AACCAAUCAUAUAAUGCAAUCGAAAAGGAUCAAGGAAGUGAAAAUCAAGUUUUGGACCCUAAUUUUCAGAAACAACCUGCUGGUAAUUCGCAAUUGAACCCAGAAAUAACGAUUGAAGAAAGUGUAGCUCAAAGCUCUAGCUUUGAUAUAGAAGAAGACAAUGCAAUUAAAGGAUCAAACCUUUCAGAUGAUACAGACGCAUCUGUUUCUGUAAAAAAACCUUUAAACCAUGAAGAAAAUGGUGACCCAUCUGAUGAGUAUUCAGAUUCGGCCGAAGAAGCUGAAGAACAAAGAUUUGACACAUUAACUUCAAUGUUGACGAAAAGUAAUGACUCUAUCAAAAAAAACAAAUCUAAAAUCAAUAAAAAUUUACAGUUAAUUGUAAUAUUUCUAACCUAUUCCAAAUUAAAGGUUAAUUAUGAUCCUGUUGACGAUUCCAUAAAGCGCAUUUCUUCAGAUUUGACAGAUAAUUCUUUGCCAAGCAUUAGCGAAAUAUUGCCACCUCUAAUUCGAAACAAUAGUUCUACCCUUUCUCACUCUAAUAAUAUCAAAAAAGAUGUUGUAGAUAGUGAUAGGAAUGAUGUGCAAGCAAUUUCAUCAAUUAUCAACAGUCAAAAAAAUCUACCAUCAAAUAAUAAUCCAUUGAAUAAUCAGAUACGUAAGCCUGAAAUGAAAAUUGAAAAUGCAUCUUCGUACUUAGUACCAAUUGUUUUAAUAGAUAAUAACUCGGUAUAA
Racocetra persica is the source of this 735-nucleotide messenger RNA. Lineage: Eukaryota; Fungi; Glomeromycota; Glomeromycetes; Diversisporales; Gigasporaceae. The record is from the annotation of a GenBank genome assembly.